This is a messenger RNA of Sorex araneus (European shrew), 948 nucleotides long. RefSeq names its product olfactory receptor 2D2. The record is from RefSeq and is a predicted model, not a curated record. Gene Ontology annotation, cellular component: membrane. Gene Ontology annotation, biological process: G protein-coupled receptor signaling pathway. Lineage: Eukaryota; Metazoa; Chordata; Mammalia; Eulipotyphla; Soricidae. Gene Ontology annotation, molecular function: olfactory receptor activity; G protein-coupled receptor activity. Bases 1 to 948 code for a protein of 315 amino acids. The transcript has a single exon.
AUGAGAGAGACAAAUCAGAGCCAGGUAACAGAAUUCUUCCUUCUGGGACUCUCUGAUGACCCCCUCACCCAGAAGCUGCUUUUUGUCUUAUUCUUGGCUGUCUACCUGACCACAGUGCUUGGAAAUCUUCUUCUUAUGUCCCUUGUUCGGAUUGACUCCCGGCUUCACACACCCAUGUAUUUUUUCCUCUGCAACUUGUCUCUGGCUGACCUCUGUUUCUCUACCAACAUUGUUCCUCAAUCUCUAGCACACCUGCUGUCUAGGAAGAAGGUCAUUUCAUUCACACGUUGUGCAGCUCAGCUUCUGCUCUUCCUUAUUUUUGGGUGCACACAGUGUGCCCUUCUGGCAGUGAUGUCCUAUGACCGGUAUGUGGCCAUCUGCAACCCUUUGCAUUAUUCUACCAUUAUGACAUGGAAGGUGUGUGCUCAGCUGGCUUCAGGAUCAUGGACCACUGGCCUCUUUGUGUCUGUGGUGGACACCACCUUCACACUAAGAUUACCUUACCGAGGGAGCAACAGUAUUUCUCAUUUCUUUUGUGAGGCUCCUGCAUUAUUGGUCUUGGCGUCUACAGACACUCAUACUUCAGAGAUGGUUAUUUUUCUUAUGGGGGUCUUAAUUCUCCUCAUGCCUGUUUCUCUAAUUCUGGUAUCUUAUGGCCACAUCAUUGUGACUGUGAUCAAGAUGAAGUCAGCUGCGGGGAGGCUCAAGGCGUUCUCCACCUGUGGCUCCCACCUCAUGGUGGUCAUCCUUUUUUAUGGGUCAGCAAUCGUCACCUAUAUGACUCCCAAAUCUUCCAAAGAACAGGAAAAACUGGUGUCUGUGUUCUAUGCAAUGGUGACUCCCAUGCUAAAUCCUCUCAUCUACAGUUUGAGGAACAAGGACGUGAAAGGAGCGCUGAAGAAAGUAACUGCAAAGAAUUUCCCAUGUAAGAUUGGAAUUUUCCACUGA